This is a messenger RNA of Drosophila biarmipes, 1283 nucleotides long. It is a transcript of the gene B9d1, whose product is annotated as B9 domain-containing protein 1. Gene Ontology annotation, cellular component: MKS complex. Bases 328 to 1056 code for a protein of 242 amino acids. The transcript is spliced from 2 exons. The record is from RefSeq and is a predicted model, not a curated record. Lineage: Eukaryota; Metazoa; Arthropoda; Insecta; Diptera; Drosophilidae. Gene Ontology annotation, biological process: cilium assembly.
AACAAUUUGAAUUCAUUACACAAGUAUAAAUAUCAACAACAUUAAUAUGCUAAGUAGCACAUGAAGUUGUUUAGAAAUAUGAUGAUUUCUUCUGUUAUUUAAUAUGAAAAACAUACUGGCGUGUGCAGAAAACUCUAUAAAGAAGAGCAUACAAAAUAUAUUCUGCCAAGCUAGCUAGAUAUAUCGAUUGUAAAGUGGACAAGGGCCCUACGUGAAGUGGUCAAAACUUUCCACUCUUUCCAACACUCAUGCGGUGUCAGUUGUCAGGUGAAAGUAUUUGGUGCCCAAGCUGAAAAGACACCCCUUUGGAAGUCGGAAGCCACCACUAUGAGCGCCAGCGAGGGACUCAGUCUCCCUGGCAACGAGGACACCACUCCGCCGCAUGGCAAACAUAAACAGAAGCCCAGGAAGAAGGGCAGGAAGAAGUCCCAGAGUGCCAAGGAAAGUGCUCCAGAAGCGAUGGACGCGAAAGCCACUGCCACCUACUUCACCGUGAGCAUCGUGGGCCAGAUAGUGUCGGCCACCUUCCCCAUGGGUCCCGACAAGCAGUUCAUCUUCCUGCGCUACGAACUGGUCGCCGGGCCCGACUGGCAGUUGGCCUCGGGACCCCAGCACGGACUCACCCAGAUGGCCACCAACAAGAGGGGCCACUUCAACGACCCCAUUGUGUUCAACAUGCCCAUCGAGGUGACCUACAAGAGCACCAGUCCCUUUGGCUGGCCCCAGAUCCUGGUGAGCGUCUUCGGACGCAAUGGCACGGGGCGCGAGACGCUCCUGGGCUACGCCCACAUCCACCUGCCCGUCUUCGGUGGUGGUCGUCCUGCGGGUCAGGCGGAGCUGCAGGAGGCGGCCAUCCUGAUGCCCAAGUGCCCCAGCAUGAUGGCGGACAUUAUCAGCUGGCUGCUGGGCCGCGAGCCGGAGCUCAAGGAUCCCAAGGUGCUGCUGGACAACCUGAAGUGCAAGGGCCUCUCCAUGGAGUCCUACGGCAGCCUGCAGUUCCAGCUGUCCUCCGUGACGCGGGGAGCCCGCAAGCUGGGCUACCAGUGGCAUGCCUGAGGAGUCUAGUGAUGCGUGUCAGUAAAACGUGAACUUGGCGAGCAGGAAAGCGUUUGUGUCUUAAUCUAAUUGCCGGGUGGGUGGCUGGUUUCUGGGGGAGCUGCCUCGAACUUGACCCUGUCCACGCUGGCUUUCCGGCGGAUAAGAAGGUACCGAAAUGACGCGACCAGUGGUAAUCCGACGCAGCAAAUUUGCGGCAAUCGAAAGCCCAAUCGUUAGCUGCGGAU